Pelagomonas calceolata is the source of this 1339-nucleotide messenger RNA. NCBI's taxonomy places the organism in Eukaryota, Pelagophyceae, Pelagomonadales, Pelagomonadaceae. The record is from the annotation of a GenBank genome assembly.
ACGCUGGGAAGCACUCGUACACCUGACGCUCUCACAACCACGCACGCGUGCGCGCAGCGGCGGCAUCGUGCGUAGGCGUCGAAUCUGAGCGUGCAAGUAGCAGCUCAGGCGACGUUGCAUGCGUCGAUUCACGUUGGCGGCCGCAGCACUCGCGCGCGCAAGAGGAGAGAGCUGCGCGAUGGCGGCGGACCGCCUGCGCGGCGCGCUGUGGGGCUUGUUUGCUGGUGAUGCGGUCGCGAGCCCGACGCACUGGUACUACGGCGGCGAGCGCCAGGUCCAAGGUGAUUAUAAUGGACCCAUCACCGGCUACGUGAAACCCAGAGAAACGAUGAUGGGUAGCAUCAUGCCCAAGUCCAACACGGACGGCGCCGGACGAGGCAGCUACAACGCCAAUCGGAAGACCGUGAUCGGCGGCGUGAUUAAUCAUGGCAAGAAGCCGUACUGGGACCCGGCGAAGUCGCACCACUACCACGCCACCUUAAGGGCCGGUGAAGAAACUCUCGAGGCGUCGCUCGUGCGCGUCUUACUGCGCACCGUGGCUUCAACGAAGUCCGUCGAGGCCGACGCCUUCCGGGACCAGUACGUAAAGUUCAUGCAGACGCCGGGCUCGCACAACGACUCCUACGCGUCGACUGCGCACCGCAUGUUCUUCGCCAAUUUGUUUCACAAACAGAAGCCGGUGAAGGACUGCCCGGACAACGACGCGCACAACGUUGACACUAUUGAUGGUUUGGUGUUGCCGUCCGUGGCCGCGGCCUGCGCCGCUUAUAAGGGCGGGCCAGGUGCUGAGGGGAAGGCGGCUGCGCGCGACGCGGCCGUGGCGGUCGCGGCGACGACGCGGGCGUCAAGACCGCUCGCGACGGCCGCGGCGGCGUUGGGGGACGCGAUGCACGGGGCGAUCCACGGCGUCGGGUCGGCGGCGUCGCGAGCGGACGCCAUGGCGUCGGCGCUCGGCAUGCGCGUGCCGCGCCAGCCGACGAUGGUGAGCUGAUACCUCGAGCAGAGCGUCCCGAACGUCCUCGCGGCCGCGAAGAACGGCGGAGGAGACGUCUGGAGCGCUCUGCUCGCGAACGCGAACCGCGGCGGCGAGAACGUGCACACCGGUGCCGUUCUUGGUGCCCUCCUCGGCGCGGAGGCCGGCGCGGCGGCGCUCGCUCCGGAGCUGUCUGCAGGCCUCGUGAAUCGCGUCGAGAUCGGCGCCGAGAUCGACGCCGUCGUCGCCGCGCUCGACCCGUGAUCUGUGCCUGGCCUCCUCCUGAUAUGACGGUCCGCGCGCGCAUUGACUGUGCGUGCGGGCCCGACGAUGGACAGAAGUCUAAAGUUCUUGUGUUUAUAAGCU